This is a messenger RNA of Cylicocyclus nassatus, 429 nucleotides long. NCBI's taxonomy places the organism in Eukaryota, Metazoa, Nematoda, Chromadorea, Rhabditida, Strongylidae. The record is from the annotation of a GenBank genome assembly.
UAGAAAAUGAUGCGUCAUUUUGUUGCGUUUUCAUUACUGUUAUUCGUUUUGGAAAUCUCAGUCGAGGCGAGCUGGAGGGAAAAACUCAAAAAACUUGAACUUUGCUCCGUCCAUACUCCUCGUGCAUGCAAAGCACACUGCUUGGAAAGUAAUUGCCGAAACGGACAGUGCAGAGUUGUAGAACUAAGAAGAGAAGUUGCCGGAUAUAUAUGUGUCUGUGAGGAUUGUCCCGGUGGUCAGAAACAGAUGCGCGUCAUUUGAGCUUUUUGUGCAAACCACCACUAUGAAGUUAUUAUGAUGCGAUUUAGUCAAUGUUUACACCACACAACGAUAUUAUUCAAGUUAUCAGCAAUAUUCACAAUUUAACAAUUUACGAGAAAAAGCUGGUAUACUUAUUUUACCAUGUUAACACAAUUCUGUUCUUUGUCC